Molecule: messenger RNA, 1027 nt
Organism: Aspergillus eucalypticola CBS 122712
Lineage: Eukaryota; Fungi; Ascomycota; Eurotiomycetes; Eurotiales; Aspergillaceae
Product: short-chain dehydrogenases/reductase
Exons: 2
Coding region: 23-1027 (334 amino acids)
Biological process (GO): secondary metabolic process
Source: RefSeq, a predicted model, not a curated record
CUAUUCUUCUCAACCAUUCAUCAUGCCCACUCUCAGCCAGGUUCGUCAGUCCAACACGGCCCUGGGCGCUCAACGCCAAAAGAUGGUCGCCGUCUUCGUUGGAGGCACCAGUGGCAUAGGAGAGGCGACAGCUAAGCAGAUGGCGCUCGCUGUGAAACAACCAACCAUCCACUUGGUUGGCCGGAAUCCCGCAUCCGGUUCCAGAGUCAUAGAGGAGCUCCGGGCUUCCAAUCCAAACGGAUCAUUUCACUUCAUUCAAUCGGAUGUCUCACUUCUGCGCAGUGUUGACAAAGCCUGUGCGGAAAUCACCGACAAGGAAAAGCAAAUUGAUCUCCUCUUCAUGUCUACCGGCCACCUCUCUCUUUCAAAAAACGAAACCGAUGAAGGACUAGACGACAACCAUGCCCUUCGUUACUACUCCCGGAUGCGCUUCGUGCAGAACCUGAUGCCUCUGCUCAGUGCCUCCCCCGGUCCAGCCAGGGUCGUAUCCAUCCUAGCAGGCGGCCAAGAAGGCACCAUCGAAGAAGACAAUUUCGACCUGAAGAAGUCAUGGAGCUUUUCGAAAUCGAACACAUACGCCGCCACAUUAAACUCCUUAGCAAUAGAGCAUCUAGCCUCCGCCCAUCCGACCGUAAGCUUUCUACACGUCUUUCCGGGAAUUGUACGGACUCCUUUGAUGAACGCCUCCUUUGGGAACUUUGGCGGGGCUAUCAUAAGCUUUCUUUCUCGUCCAAUUUCCAUCACGCCGGAGGAGAGUGGCGAGCGUAAUCUGUUUCUCUCGACGUCGGCAGCUUAUCCUCCCGCCACGCCCAAAGAUCCAUCACAUCUGGGGGUUCCCUUAGUCAAGGGGGUGGACACAGCAUCUGCAUCAACUGGUAAAAUUGGAGGGGGCUCCUAUAUUCUCAAAUACGAUGGGAGCAAUGCAACUCGCGAGAAACUGAUGGCUGAUUAUCGAGCCCGGAGUUUCCCUGGUAAGGUUUGGGAUCAUACACUGGAGACAUUCAAGCGGGUGGUACGGUCGGACUGA